AGAGCUGACGUAUCAAAAUAAUGGAUUAUCAUUGGAUGGAAUGCGUGUCUCUGAACACAAUUUAACAUUAGUGUGUGUAAAAUAACACGAGUCUGAGAAAGACAAAAGUGAAGAACAAGUGUUGGAAAGAAUGAAUACACAGUGAUCGAGCGAGAGAGCGGUGUUGUUGUUUUGUUUUCAUAGUUUUCAAUGGAAGAAACUCGAAAAAGCAUUCAGAUUCAGAUCCAUUCAUCAAUGUUAGUAUUAUUAGCGUGCAUUUCUUGUUCUUAUCUCACAUUAUCUUUCGCCGAUACCGUAACAAAACAAGAAGCUAAACAACUUAGAAAUGAAGUUACUGAAAUGUUCUAUCACGCUUUUAAUGGUUACAUGGAUAACGCUUUUCCACUCGAUGAAUUGAAACCUUUAUCUUGUUCAGGAGAAGAUACACUUGGUGGUUAUGCUUUAACUUUGAUUGAUUCGUUGGAUACUUUGGCUUUACUUGGUGACCGUGAACGUUUUGUAGCUUCUGUUGAAUGGAUUGGUAAAAAUCUUCGCUUUGAUAUGAUAAAUAAAACGGUUUCUCUUUUUGAGACUACUAUUAGGGUUCUUGGAGGGUUGAUUUCAGCUCAUCAAAUUGCUUCUGAUUAUGCUACGGGUAUGAGAGUUCCAUCGUAUGAUAAUCAGUUACUGAACUUAGCUGAAGAUCUUGCCAGGAGGUUGUUACCUGCAUUUGAUACUCCUACUGGAAUUCCAUUUGGGUCUGUAAAUUUGUUACAUGGAGUUGAUAAAGAUGAAAGCAAGAUAACUUCAACAGCUGGUGGUGGAACCUUGACUCUUGAAUUUGGCGUUUUAAGCCGCUUGACAAAUGAUCCUAUUUUUGAACAAGUCACCAAGAAUGCAGUGCUUGCACUUUGGGCACGACGUUCAAAGCUUAAUUUGGUUGGUGCUCAUAUUAAUGUAUUUACAGGUGAAUGGACACAAAAGGAUGCUGGGAUAGGAACUAGUAUUGACUCCUUUUAUGAGUAUUUAUUGAAGGCUUAUCUAUUAUUUGGAGAUGAGGAGUACUUGUAUAUAUUCCAAGAAGCUUAUUCCGCCGCCAUGCAUUAUCUUUACCACGAUCCUUGGUAUGUAGAAGUUAAUAUGGACUCCGCUGCUAUAGUAUGGCCAUUAUUUAACAGUCUGCAGGCAUUUUGGCCUGGCCUUCAGGUUUUAGCUGGAGAUAUCAAUCCUGCAAUUCGUACUCAUGCUGCCUUCUUGAGUGUCUGGAGAAGAUAUGGUUUUACUCCCGAGGGCUUUAAUCUUGCUAGUCUCACUGUUCAGCAUGGGCAAAAGAGUUACCCGCUGCGGCCUGAGUUAAUAGAGAGCACGUAUUGGCUAUACAAAGCUACCAGAGAUCCUAGAUAUCUUGAUGCUGGGAGGGACAUGCUUGCUAGUUUACAGUAUGGUGCUCGAUGUCCUUGUGGAUAUUGUCACAUUUCAGAUGUUGAACAUCACAAACAGGAAGAUCACAUGGAGAGCUUCUUUUUAGCUGAGACAGUGAAGUAUCUGUGGCUCCUUUUUGAUUUAGCCGCGGGUCCUGAUAACAUUGUGGAAAAUGGACCAUACAAGUACGUAUUCAGCACUGAAGGUCAUUUACUGCCUGCUACUCCUCAAAUCUCUCUUGCGAGAGACCAUUGUUUAUACUAUGGGGCUUAUUGUAGAAGUGGUGAUUUGAGACAAACUUAUUUUGUGUCUGAGGCAGACAAAGAUAAGCACGAAUCAAAUGAUAGUAGAAUUUAUGGGAGCUGGACUAAAGCUACAUAUUCCUCAGAAUACCCCACUUCUGAACCAAGUGCAUCUUCUGGUUUGAUCAAGGGUUUCUGCCCAGGACUAAAUCAUGGACAGAAGUUUGGUUUAUUAUACAUGCAUUCGAAUGAUGAACAUCGUGAUCAUGAAACCACCCAACCGGAAGAACCAACAAUUGUACAAAGCCAUUCAGUGAUGCUUCUUCCUGCCCAGAAUUCUGACCGUUCGGUACCUAAUUCUGGCAAUGAUCAUAAUGAUAGUCAGACUAGUGGUGAAUCAGAUGUUACUUCUUGAAGUGAGAGUUCUAAUGCUAAUAGUGACUGAGGUGCUGAUCCAAUUUAGAUCAGAUUAGAUCUCAGGUAAGCAAGAGGAUUGACGGAAGGAUACAUAUUUUCAACUUUAUAGUGUUAUACUACUUCUCACACUUCUCCGGUUUUCAACCUGAAAUAUAAAUCAAAGCUUUGUUAGUAUGUUCAUAAUUGAGAAAGGAUAGUAAGUUAGAUAAUUUAGCAACUGGUUGAUACAGUGAGCAUGGAGCUGCAAUAGUUGAAUGAUGGAUGAACUGACCCGUUAGAUGUACUUCUUAGGUUGUACUACCAAAUGUCUGAGACAUUGCUCUGCCCUCCGCCUCUUGUUCAUCAUCGGGCUCGUGUACAAGAGUAUAAUGUAAUUCAUUUUGUUGUAUCAUUGUUUCUGGUUGGUUCAUGUAACCUAUUUUCCCAGAGGUAGUGUAUGUGUGAUAGACAUUGUCAACAUCAAAUUAGAUCACAAUUUUAAUUUCUCUGAUAGAGUAGCAAAUAUUUAUCAUCCA
Messenger RNA from Trifolium pratense (red clover), 2575 nucleotides. RefSeq names its product alpha-mannosidase I MNS4. The record is from RefSeq and is a predicted model, not a curated record. The transcript is spliced from 16 exons. Gene Ontology annotation, cellular component: endoplasmic reticulum; membrane. Gene Ontology annotation, biological process: mannose trimming involved in glycoprotein ERAD pathway; endoplasmic reticulum mannose trimming; carbohydrate metabolic process. Lineage: Eukaryota; Viridiplantae; Streptophyta; Magnoliopsida; Fabales; Fabaceae. Bases 190 to 2058 code for a protein of 622 amino acids. Gene Ontology annotation, molecular function: mannosyl-oligosaccharide 1,2-alpha-mannosidase activity; calcium ion binding.